Molecule: messenger RNA, 1554 nt
Organism: Dendronephthya gigantea
Lineage: Eukaryota; Metazoa; Cnidaria; Anthozoa; Malacalcyonacea; Nephtheidae
Product: protoheme IX farnesyltransferase, mitochondrial-like
Exons: 7
Coding region: 106-1392 (428 amino acids)
Biological process (GO): heme biosynthetic process
Cellular component (GO): membrane; mitochondrion
Molecular function (GO): protoheme IX farnesyltransferase activity
Source: RefSeq, a predicted model, not a curated record
CCUUUCGAAAUAGUUACGAAAUUGACAAGAAAUUAAGUUUGAAAACCAUCAAUUUUGUGUUAUUUUCUCACAAUUCAAAAGAAUGAACGCUAAGACGACAACGUUAUGUUAAAGACACAAUGCCGUUUGGCAUUCCUACGAAGUUAUGUGCCAUGGAAGUGCUUAAAAACACCGUUUUCCAAGAAUACAAAAACGUGUUCCUGUUACCGUCCUCAGACGGGAAAGUAUGGUAUUGGAGGUGGAGUUUUAAGUAAUUACUCCACUCAAGGUUGGAAGAUUAGGCCAUGCAUUGUUAAUCAUCAAUUACAAUGUCGUUAUCUUGUUCAAUGCACUAAAGAAGCAAUCAGCUCAACGGAAACAUUCACCAAACCAAGUUCAAGUUUAAAUAUUGGUCUUAAUACAAGUGUUGAACAAAGUGAUAUUGUUCAAGAUAAGAGUGAUGUUCCAUCUCAGCUGUCCUGGAAUGAGAAACUCCAAUAUUAUCUAAGAUUAUCAAAGAUACGUUUAACAGGUUUGGUGGUACUGACAACCAUGGCUGGUUAUAGUCUUGCACCUGGAGAGUUCUCAGCAACGACAUGCGCUCUGGUAUCAAUAGGGACAAUGCUAUGUUCUUGCUCGGCUAAUACCAUUAAUCAGUGGUUGGAAGUUCCAUUUGAUUCGCAAAUGUCUCGUACAAAAAAUCGAGUUUUAGUUCGCGGUCUUAUGAGUUCAUCGCAUGCAUUAACAUUUGGAAUACUUGCUGGAGCAUCAGGUUUGACAAUGUUGCUCACUCAAGUGAACGGAUUGACUGCUUUGUUAGGUGCCUCUACGUUAAUUCUCUAUACAACUGUGUAUACUCCAUUGAAACGCCUCAGUAUCGCGAAUACAUGGGUAGGCUCGGUGGUUGGGGCACUUCCUCCACUCAUGGGAUGGACUGCGUGUACAGGAACAUUAGAUCCAGGCGCUUUGAUUCUUGGCGGAAUUUUGUACUCAUGGCAGUUUCCACAUUUUAACGCUCUCAGUUGGAAUCUACGGGCGGAUUAUUCGAGAGCUGGUUACCGAAUGAUGUCGGUUCUCAAUCCAGACCUCUGUCGGAAAGUGGCUUUGCGUCAUUGCGUUUCCUUAGUAGUAUUUUCUACGUUGUUACCUGUUUGUGAUGUCACGACAUGGUGGCUGGCGCUCGACUCCCUUCCCGUGAAUCUAUGGUUAAUCUGGCUGGCGUCAAAGUUUCAGAAACGUUCAGAUAAUAAAUCAGCCAGGGAAUUAUUUCGUUUCAGUCUUCUUCAUUUGCCACUGCUCAUGUUUCUCAUCCUAUUUCACAAGAGGAGCAAGGAAUCCGAAGCAGUUCCUGAAGAAAAAACACUUGAAGGACAUAUUGCUCAACAUCAGACGGACAAAAAUAGCGGAAACUGAGCAUUCUUCAUCAUACAAACUUGCUGUUUAUUUGUCCCACGUGAAGUGUCACUUCAAACUGCAAAAUAUCACGGAAACUUUCACUGCAAGUUUCGAACGAUAGUUUCAUAUGUUUUGGGAAAUAAACCUCUUAGUGCGAAAUAAAUUAUUUAACGAAGUUUG